This is a messenger RNA of Kazachstania africana CBS 2517, 1650 nucleotides long. It is a transcript of the gene GLE1, whose product is annotated as nucleoporin GLE1. The coding region runs from base 1 to 1650 and encodes 549 amino acids. Gene Ontology annotation, cellular component: cytoplasm; nuclear pore; nuclear pore cytoplasmic filaments. Gene Ontology annotation, biological process: regulation of translational initiation; poly(A)+ mRNA export from nucleus; regulation of translational termination. The record is from RefSeq and is a predicted model, not a curated record. NCBI's taxonomy places the organism in Eukaryota, Fungi, Ascomycota, Saccharomycetes, Saccharomycetales, Saccharomycetaceae. Gene Ontology annotation, molecular function: phospholipid binding; translation initiation factor binding; inositol hexakisphosphate binding. The transcript has a single exon.
AUGUCUAUAUUCGCAUUACAGUUCAGGUUGGACGAUCUGGUAGUAUCUUCUGAUGAUGAAGAUGGAAAUUCGCAGUUUUUAGAGACGAUUUCCACUCCUGGAUCGAGUCCCAGUAAAGAUUCCACUUUUAUAUAUGAUUUCGAGAGAUCAAAAGAUGCUGUUCCCCAAUUGAAACUGCCCAAGACACCUAAAAAAGAUGAUGUGGAUAUGAAAUUGGAUGAAGAUCUGGAAGAACUGAUGCAUUCUUUGAAACUGGACAGUAAGAUGCCGCUACAUCUCAACGAAUCGAUGGCUUCCACAUUUGCAUUGUCAUAUCUGAAUACAAGAAAUCGUCCUCAUGAUGAAAAGAAGUUGCUGACGGGAGUCGAGGUCACAGAUGACAAACAACAGCCUACAUCAAGGGCUAAACUGGAAAAGGUACUGGAUACGAUGAGUUCUUCCAUCACACAAAAACUGGCAGUUUUAACUAAAUCAAAUACAUCUCAAAUUAAGAAAGUGAAAGAUUAUAAAUUGAAAUUGGAGCAAGAACGUAAGCAGAAGGAGGAUGAAGAACGUAGGCGUAUUGAAUUGGCAAAGCAACGUGAAUUAGAAGAGGCAAAGCAACGUAGAUUACGAGAAGAAGCGCAACGACAAAAGGAAGAGGAAGAACGUAAAAGGAAGGAAGAAGAGUUGAAACAACAACAACUGAAAGUUAAGAAAGAGAAAGAAUUGAAAUUAAAACAAGAAACGGAAAGAAGGCAAAAUGAAGUAGCCCAAAAUAAAUAUAUUACAAAUUUUGAUCAAGUCUCCAAGACAUUUUGGCAUUAUAAAGAAAAAAUUGUAUCAAUAAAACGGGACGUUGUCGAACCAGUGAAAAAAGCUGAUAAGGAAACCAGAAAUAUAUUAUCUAAACAUAAGAGAAAGAUAAAUCCAAAAUUCGGUCAAUUGACAAAUUCAAUGUCACAAUUGACAGCCAUCGCUACAGAAUUGGACUCCUUGAUUGCCCAAACCAGAGAUAAUGAUUUAUGCUUCAAAUGGAUUUUAAAUUUUAUUGCAAAAGCCAUCGUCCAUCAGGCAGAAACUGAGGUCAGGGUCAAACCAGAAUCAUCUUUACCCUUAGCGAAAUUAUCCCUGUUCUUAAUGGGGAAAUUCCCAGAUCUCAUAGAACUUUUGAUGGCCAGAUUUGUUAAAAAAUGUCCCUUUGUCAUUGGAUUUACUUGUUCUAUUGAUACCGAGCAAGGUAGAUUCAAUAUGGGCUGGAAACGAAAUUCUGAAUCUAAAUGGGAAGACGGCACAGUCUAUGAUGAAAGAAUGAGUGGUAUGAUGACAUUAUUUGCAGUAAUAACCAGAUUAGAUCCACUCUUGCCCAAUCAACAAAAUCCUUGGUCCAUGGAAUAUUCGUGGAAGAUUCUCGCUAGAAUUGCCAAUGUUGAUCCCAAACUAUUGACUAACACACAUUUUGUUGUUCUAGGAUCAUGGUGGGAUGCUGCAGCGUCCAAUUUCCUACAAGUGUUCGGGAACCAAGGUGCAAAACUACUGAAAUUAAUUGGUGAUGACUUAACAUCAUCUGUCGCUGAAAGAAAAUAUGUUGGUGCAGCUAGACUAAGAAUUCUGACCGAAGAAUGGAUGACGAGUAACAUGAUAAAAUCCUUCCCUGAGAUGGAUCAAUAG